GGAAACAGCUGCUCGCGACCAAAACAUGUCGACGCGUUUCGCUGCUGAGGGUCACCAAACGCAGGAGUUUCAUUCGUCAAAGGCGAUUCCGCGGAAUAAUCGUCCUGAUCCUCAUACAUAGAAAAGGUGUGGGAUGUCGGAGCGGCAGGGGCGGCCGGAGCCUAGCCACAGCCUGUACGACAUCCUGCAGGUGGCGCCGUCGGCCACGGAGGACGAGAUUCGGCGCGCCUACCGGCGGCUGGCCCUGCGCUACCACCCCGACAAGAACCCGGGCGACCAGGCGGCGUCCGCGGAGCGCUUCAAGGCGGUGCAGCGCGCCUACCGCGUGCUGGGCGACCCGCGCCGCCGCCAGCUCUACGACCUGUACGGCUCGGCGUCGCUGGCCGAGGGCUUCCCCGACGGCCAGCUGUGGGUGCUGACGUCCGGCUGGGCGCGCUGCCUGCUCGUCGCCAUCUUCCUGGCCACGUGCUGCUGCUGCGGCUGCUUCUGCUGCUGCUAUUGCUGCUGCUACUUCUGCUGCGGCCUGAUGCGACCACCGCCCGUGCCGCAGUACAGCGACUUGGACGCCGUCGUGACGUCUCAGCCGGUAGCCGCGUCCUCGGGCCGAGAACUCACAGAGUACAGCAGCCUUCUCGGCGCUCGGAGGUUCACCUACAACGCGUAUCAACCGCAGGGCGCUACAUAGAGCGUGAACCUCUACCUGACUGGGGGACAAACUCUGGCCUGUUCAGUUCCGCACACAGUAUCCUCAUCACCAUUGCGUCUUAAACAGUAAUAUGCUCCCACCUAUAUCCCACGUGACCUUAUAUUCUUUUUAGCGAAUACUUAAAAUGACGAUGCUGUUAUUUUUUCAGUCCUAAAAAGGUUAUAUUAUAAUUCCAGAAACAGAAUAUCUGUUUUUCAUCUUUCCACGCAUACACAGCAGGAACUUGAACU
Schistocerca piceifrons (Central American locust) is the source of this 936-nucleotide messenger RNA. Its product is annotated as dnaJ homolog subfamily C member 5-like. NCBI's taxonomy places the organism in Eukaryota, Metazoa, Arthropoda, Insecta, Orthoptera, Acrididae. The transcript is spliced from 2 exons. The record is from RefSeq and is a predicted model, not a curated record. The coding region runs from base 134 to 685 and encodes 183 amino acids.